UAUCCUCUUCUUUAUGUUCUUCUUUUGUCUCAAUUUCCAACAACAAUCAAAAACUGUCCUAAAGGCCCACGGCGCCAUGGAAAUUCUAAACACUUCCUUUUUGUUUCAUCUCUUCGCCAUCAACCUUCUUGGCCUCUUGCUUCCUCUCUCUCUCCUUCUUCUCGCUCGUCUCUCUUCCGCCCUAUAUCUCCUUGCUCUACUACCCUGGCCGCCCUCGUUCUUGCUCUCCCUUAUACUUUAUGUCAACUCUCCUCUUCUUUUCCUUCUUGUUUCUUUCGUCAUCCUCUCCACUCUUCUCCACUCUCUCACCGGCAAAUCCACUCUUCCCACCAAACUCCCCGGUCCCGUCUCCCAACCACGUCUUUACACGGCAUGGAUUUUCCUAUGUACUCUCCAGGUAUGUGUCGGCGUCGGGAUCGAGGGGAGCUUAUCGAGCGGGCUGAACGACUUGACGUCGACCGGCCACGUCGAGGGUGGCCUGUGGAGGAGACUGCUGUUUUUCCUUGGACUUCAUGAAGCCGUGGUGCACUGGACGAGGGCGGUGGUGAAGCCGGUGGUAGACGACACCAUAUACGGGGAACCUCGGACAGAGAAGUGGUUUGAGACGGCAGCUACUGCGGUGAGCUUGGGCGGGCUGUGGUGGUGGCGGUUGAGGGAUGAGGCGGAGGUGCUAGUGGUUGUGGCAGAAAGCAAGUGGUUGACGUCGGCGGAAUUGGGUUGGGCAGACAUUUCCGGGUGGUGCUUAUAUUACAUUACCGUUGUAAUUGGAAUUGCUAAGAUUGUUAAGUACUGUAUUGGUUGGUUUGGUGGGAGUUUUGUCUCUAAAACACAUUCUAAAACCUCCCAUCUGGUUGGUGUUGAAGACAAUGUUUGAAAUUUUUUAAUUAAUUUUACAAUUUAUUGGUGGUAAUUGGUGAUAUAAACCCACAGUCUCUAAGUUAUUGAAAAACUGCAUACCCCCUCAGAAAAGAGUAUAAAAAAGAUGUUCAUACUUUGAUCUUGAUGUAGAGCCAAGAAGAAGAGUUAGAUGAAAAUCAAGGAAUUAGAGAGAAAUUGAGGGAGACAUAGAACGCACAAAAAUGUGGAAGAAGAGUAUACUCCUAAUAUUUUAUGAAGUCAUUUAAGAUAGUUUAUGUUAUGUUGUACAAGAAUUUUAAAGUUGACAUGAAACUCAUUGGUCAAUAUUAUUUGGAUA
Molecule: messenger RNA, 1195 nt
Organism: Cucumis sativus (cucumber)
Lineage: Eukaryota; Viridiplantae; Streptophyta; Magnoliopsida; Cucurbitales; Cucurbitaceae
Exons: 1
Coding region: 14-874 (286 amino acids)
Source: RefSeq, a predicted model, not a curated record